Messenger RNA from Parathielavia appendiculata, 1479 nucleotides. RefSeq lists its product as uncharacterized. The transcript has a single exon. The coding region runs from base 163 to 1254 and encodes 363 amino acids. NCBI's taxonomy places the organism in Eukaryota, Fungi, Ascomycota, Sordariomycetes, Sordariales, Chaetomiaceae. The record is from RefSeq and is a predicted model, not a curated record.
CGGCCGAUUGAUGGAAAGCCUGUGAAGUUGAAUUUCCAAGUCGACGGGAAGACCAUUCAGCAAAGCCGGCUCCACCUCUCCGGGACAUUCCCGCUGUUGCCUGGGCCCCGCAGUGCCAGAGAACCGAAACAUCCAAGCGGAUCAAGCUUGGCAUUCAACUCGAUGAAACAAACCCCCGACGAGUACGCUGAAACUCCUUCCACCACAGCCACAUUCGCGGAUACCGCCGUGUCGUCAUGCGUACCUCAAAACGCAAUUGCUGGCGAGCGAUGUAAGAACUGCGAUGCUUCGCACAGGCACUGCGCAUACAUCCCCCCCUCAUCGACGAUCAACAGGCCGUCUUGCGACAACCCCGACUUGCGUUUCCACCCCCUCCACCCGACCGCGAUUGCAACCGGCAAUCAUUUCGUGUCGCGUCAACCGACCGCCCCCUUUGCUUCCCUGAGGGACCCCAAGGUGGCGGGUGACGACCUCAACCCGAAUUCUGCUACAAGAUGCCGCCGCGACGCCACGGGCGCCGGCAAAUUCGCCGACGAGUCGCAAUGGAAAAAUAAGAGCUUUGUCGGAAGGAGCCUGAGAAUGAGAACGGUCGAGUUGGGAGACACGCUCCCGGUACGAGGUUCGGCAUCCAUAGGCGUGCUCGGCGUCGCUGGAUUAGGCAGCUGCAGCUUGAAUCUGGAUGAUUUUCAUCAGGUCGGCCCGUUGCAUGGUUCGACUCCUCUUCAAUGUGCGCCAAUCGACUCGACGGAACAGAGCAGGUGGUUUGAGGGUAUCCGGUGGAAACGUGCUCUCUCCAUACCCUCCCAAUCCACCCGGCUGGCUUCUCCAUGCCACAACCAACAGCACGGUAAUGGCUUACCUCAUACUUUUCCACGGCGACCGCUCUUCCCACAGCUUUUGAGCACGGCUGGCUAUCUGUAUGGUUGCCUUUACUCCCUACCCACCAAUGCGCUGCAUUCGGGCUGCAUACUUUGGGAUGUUCAGAUGUGGACCGUGCCCGGUCGCCAACCGGCGCAACAGCAACCUGGCUCGGGGGUCACUGCAUCCGAAGCAUCCGCUAGUGUCCUCCAACCGGCGCCGAAUAAAUCCCCAAGGAGCCCGUGUUUGUCGUCUCCGCAUGACUCAACCCUGUGGUCUUCCGCGGCCCGGGCACCGAACUGUGUCAAACCUUGUCGUGUCCUUCCGCAUCGCGUCAACCCGCCGCGGUUGCACUCUUUCGCAACCGGGACCAGAAUCGCCAGCUCGACCGUCUGACUGCUUCGCGUCACCCGUCGAGCCCGCUGACGAGGCCGAUCCCUAGUUCGAGACUGUCGUUGGUUUUGCUCCGACAGUGUUAGUCAUGCAGGACCGUCCUCUCGCAAUCUGAGCUGAGAAAGCCAAACCACCGGUGACGACGCUCAGUCCGGCGCAUUAGAUCGUCUUUCCAUGACCACGCCAUUGGACAAUUAUCCCCGUUGGUGGCAGCUCUUGCGUCCAGUG